Messenger RNA from Malaclemys terrapin pileata, 1229 nucleotides. RefSeq names its product syntaxin 7 (gene STX7). Gene Ontology annotation, biological process: vesicle-mediated transport; vesicle fusion; intracellular protein transport. Lineage: Eukaryota; Metazoa; Chordata; Testudines; Emydidae. Bases 173 to 949 code for a protein of 258 amino acids. The record is from RefSeq and is a predicted model, not a curated record. Gene Ontology annotation, molecular function: SNARE binding; SNAP receptor activity. Gene Ontology annotation, cellular component: membrane; SNARE complex; endomembrane system. The transcript is spliced from 10 exons.
UCUGCAGCAGCAGGAGGGAGAGUAGCCGAUCAGCUGAGCGGCGGUAUUGCGGGGUCCGGAGCCCAGCUGUGCUGGGAGGCAGAGCCGCUGGGGCCUGGUGCCUUCACUUGAUGAAAUUGUUGUCUGAUUGACCUUCUCACACCUUUGAUCUUAGUGGACAGUCUAUUCAGCCAUGUCGUACAGUACAGGCAUUGUGGGGGAUCCUACCCAGCUAGCUCAACAUAUAACUUCUAAUAUCCAGAAGAUCACCCAAUGCACUGCAGAAAUACAAAGAAUACUGCAUCAACUUGGAACACUACAAGACACGCCUGAAUUGAGGCAACAGCUGCAGCAGAAGCAGCAGCAUACAAACCAGCUUGCCAAAGAAACUGACAAGAACAUUAAAGAGUUUGGGUCUCUGCCUGCAACAAGUGAACAGCGUCAAAGAAAAAUACAGAAAGAUCGUCUUGUGGCGGAGUUCAGCACUGCACUGGCCAACUUCCAGAGGAUCCAAAGGCAAGCUGCUGAGAAAGAAAAAGAUCUUGUAGCCAGAGUAAGAGCCAGCUCUAGGGUAUCUGCUGGUCCUUCAGAAGACGGUUACAAAGAAGGAACACUUGUCUCUUGGGACAGUCAACCUCAAGCACAAGUGCAAGAUGAAGACAUUACAGAAGAUGAUCUCCGUCUUAUUGAGGAGAGAGAGUCCUCCAUCAGGCAGCUUGAGGCAGAUAUUAUGGACAUCAAUGAAAUAUUUAAAGAUUUAGGAAUGAUGAUUCAUGAACAAGGUGAUGUGAUAGACAGCAUAGAAGCCAAUGUAGAAAAUGCUGACGUACAUGUCCAGCAAGGAAACCAGCAGCUAUCAAGAGCAGCAGACUACCAGCGCAAGUCCCGAAAGAAAAUGUGCAUCAUCAUUCUUGUACUUGUCAUUGGAGCAGUGGUUCUUGGACUCAUCAUAUGGGCAUCUGUGAAAUAAGACUGUUGAAAGAGCAUUAUUUAAAUUAUGCAAGAAAACUCCUACACUCGUUUUUGUCUGCUUCUGAAGCUGUUCAGUAAAUGAUGGUUCUAUACUUUAUCACUGUUGCUUUUUUUAAAACCUGAGAAAUGACGGUUGGUACCACUAGUUGGUAUAACUUCCUUCCAUUCUUGGAUUUGAGAUUGGCUGUACUGGCAAGACAACAAUCAGUCAGUUUUAUAAACUUACUUUUUUGUUGGUAAACUUACUUAACAAACCCCUCUAAAUAUUUCGGGCUAAU